Silurus meridionalis is the source of this 1710-nucleotide messenger RNA. It is a transcript of the gene ube3d, whose product is annotated as ubiquitin protein ligase E3D. Gene Ontology annotation, cellular component: nucleus; ubiquitin ligase complex; cytosol. The transcript is spliced from 10 exons. Gene Ontology annotation, biological process: protein autoubiquitination; proteasome-mediated ubiquitin-dependent protein catabolic process; protein monoubiquitination. Gene Ontology annotation, molecular function: ubiquitin conjugating enzyme binding; cyclin binding; ubiquitin protein ligase activity. The coding region runs from base 83 to 1270 and encodes 395 amino acids. NCBI's taxonomy places the organism in Eukaryota, Metazoa, Chordata, Actinopteri, Siluriformes, Siluridae. The record is from RefSeq and is a predicted model, not a curated record.
CGUUGCUAUGUUAACAACAACUACAGAAAAAGCGACACUUCUCGAAAACGAGUUAUAAAUCGGUUUAUUUUAUUUUGAAGAAAUGGAGACAUCGACAAAACAAGAUCUCGUCUUUGUUGAGUUGAGAGAGCGCUUACAGAGCGGCUUGUUCAUUGUACGAACUGAUGUUGUUAAGGACAAAUCUGAGGUCAGUGUCACUAGUGGAGACUCAGCCCUAAAAAUCCACAUACCUGAUGGGAUUUAUGAGGUGAAACUACCCCCAGAGGUCAGUCUAGUGGAGCGUUCAUGUCCGAAGAGUCCCGAGCUGAACGCGGAUGGGCUGCAUGUUCGAGUGCGUUUGAAGGUGGGCCAAUGUCCAGAGGCUCAGGACAGUGCAAUUCAGCAUCUGAGAGCACAGAGGAGCUAUUGUUUCUUGUGCCAAUCGUGUGGGGCCGUGCUGCUUAAAGACAGGGUUUUUAGGCGAGUACUCCCAUUACCCAAUGGGAACUGGAAUACACUGGUAGAUGACUGGUGUUGCCACCCUGAUCCUUUCGCUAACAAGAAGCUUCACCCUCAACAACAGGACUGUUUGCUCGGCGACACCUACUUCCUCUUGACCCGGGACAGUAGCUGUGACCAAUCCCUUACAAAUGGAGUGGAGUCAUCCAACACAAACACUGGCUCUCAUCUAUAUUCCAGAAAGCAGGCACUUGGCCACAGGAAUGUGGUUGUCUGUAAGAAUUGUUGUGCAGUGCUGGGAGAGGCAGUGACGACAGAGGUUUUAAAAUUCUAUAUAACUGAAGUGGUGGUGAGGCAAAACGAGGAUGGAGUAGAUACCGUGCCACAAAUUAGAGAGCAUUUCCUGGAGAGAGCCCUUAGUUCCAGACUUGUUGAGCUGUCAUCUGCUCAAAGUAUAUUUCGCUUUUCCAUCCAGACACCAGAUGGUACAGCUGUAAUCAUGCUCUGGCUCUUGAACAUGGACACUCUGAUCGCUUCAUUUUCUGAGAAAGCCAUCAGUGGUGACAUCCUCGUCUCCGCCAGUGACCGUCAUCCCAAUAAGCAUCAGUCAUGCCAGGCAGUUAGGGCAAUCAAAGUCCUUUACUUCCCCUGCACUCACGGUCAACAGGAUGAGGCUGUUCAGGCAUGGGAGAAGGAUAUCAGUGUUCACCCUCUGAUCCUCCCUCGGAGCACAUGUGGGGAGGUGCUACAGCUCCUGAAAUCCUCAACUGCAACCCUGCCCUCCUCACUGUGCUCAAUGAACAGCUACCAGGUGGCGUAUUUAAGAAGAUGAAUUGUGUUUGUGGAUUUGAGCGAUCAUUAAUGAACAGUGAAUAUUUUAUAAAAAAAUGUUUACACCAUUUUUGCAGUAAAAGUUAUUCAGUUUGUAUCGGCUGAUACUGUCCAUGUAUCACAAACACACAUUUCCCACUCAUCAUAUAUGCUUCAGGUGAAUGAAAUCACACUUCUUGCCUCGGUUACUAUUUUUGAUGCCAGUACCAAAGUAUCAGUGCCUGACCAUCAUAAUGUCUGACAGAUGAAUGUUACUUGUACAAAAUAACAAUCGUAGAGGCUCCAGAUCAAUCGUGAGAGUGAGUCCUGAAGAUGAUUAAAUGAUUGGUAAUUGUUUAACCUUCAUCAUGCUGUGUUUACCAGGAGUACAAUGUUUUAUUCCAUUAAAUGUUCUGUCACUGCAUUUUUCAAUAAAAUCCACGUGUAUGCUAAGAAACUUAA